Gekko japonicus is the source of this 1156-nucleotide messenger RNA. It is a transcript of the gene GRM8, whose product is annotated as glutamate receptor, metabotropic 8. The transcript has 5 exons. Gene Ontology annotation, biological process: G protein-coupled glutamate receptor signaling pathway; regulation of synaptic transmission, glutamatergic. Gene Ontology annotation, molecular function: group III metabotropic glutamate receptor activity. The record is from RefSeq and is a predicted model, not a curated record. NCBI's taxonomy places the organism in Eukaryota, Metazoa, Chordata, Lepidosauria, Squamata, Gekkonidae. Gene Ontology annotation, cellular component: membrane. The annotation marks the transcript as partial.
AUGGUAUACGAAGACAAGCAUCUAGUCUCCUGCCAUUGUUUCUUCUUGCUCGCAGCCAAAUUCUGCUGGAUACUCCCAAUGAUGCAAGGAACUCAUGGCCAGGAAUAUGCCCACUCCAUUCGACUCGAUGGAGAUGUCAUCUUGGGAGGACUCUUCCCUGUCCAUGCCAAAGGGGAUAGAGGGGUCCCUUGUGGAGAACUUAAAAAGGAGAAAGGGAUCCACCGGCUUGAGGCAAUGCUAUAUGCAAUUGACCAGAUCAAUAAGGACCCUGAUCUUCUUGCCAAUGUCACUUUGGGUGUCCGGAUCUUAGACACUUGUUCCAGGGACACUUACGCUUUGGAGCAGUCAUUAACAUUUGUACAAGCUCUGAUCGAGAAAGAUGGAUCUGAUGUGAAAUGUGCUAAUGGAGACCCACCUAUUUUCACAAAGCCAGAUAAGAUAACAGGGGUAAUAGGAGCCGCUGCAAGUUCAGUGUCCAUCAUGGUGGCGAACAUUUUAAGACUUUUUAAGAUACCUCAAAUCAGCUAUGCAUCUACAGCUCCAGAGUUAAGUGACAACACCAGGUAUGACUUCUUUUCUCGUGUGGUGCCACCUGACUCCUAUCAAGCCCAAGCCAUGGUUGAUAUUGUGACAGCCCUGGAAUGGAACUAUGUGUCAACACUAGCAUCAGAAGGGAACUAUGGGGAAAGUGGUGUGGAAGCAUUCACACAGAUCUCGAGGGAAACUGGUGGCGUUUGCAUUGCUCAGUCCUUAAAAAUCCCCCGUGAACCAAGACCAGGAGAAUUUGACAAGCUCAUUCGGCGCUUGAUGGACACUCCUAAUGCUCGUGCUGUGAUCAUGUUUGCAAAUGAGGAUGAUAUCAGGAGAAUAUUAGAAGCAGCCAAGAAAAUCAAUCAAACUGGGCAUUUUCUUUGGAUAGGGUCAGACAGUUGGGGGUCUAAAAUCUCACCUGUUUAUCAGCAAGAAGAGAUUGCAGAAGGAGCUGUCACCAUUUUGCCCAAAAGAGCUUCCAUUGAUGGUUUUGAUCGAUAUUUUAGAAGCCGAACUCUUGCAAAUAAUAGACGGAAUGUGUGGUUUGCAGAAUUCUGGGAAGAAAAUUUUGGAUGCAAGUUGGGUUCUCAUGGAAAAAGAAACAGCAAUAUAAAGAAAUGCACAG